This is a messenger RNA of Prosopis cineraria, 796 nucleotides long. RefSeq lists its product as uncharacterized. Lineage: Eukaryota; Viridiplantae; Streptophyta; Magnoliopsida; Fabales; Fabaceae. Gene Ontology annotation, cellular component: nucleolus. Bases 241 to 621 code for a protein of 126 amino acids. The record is from RefSeq and is a predicted model, not a curated record. The transcript is spliced from 3 exons.
CCUUCAACGAGAUUGGGCGGGCCUCUGUUAGGCCAGCAACCAGCGGACUCUUUACAUUGGCGGGUAAAAGAGGAUUCGACUUGUUUCCAGAACGUUCGCCAGCUCAGAAAACUAACGCACAUCCAAUCGGACCUUGCUUUAAUACUCGGUGAUUAUUCGUUGGAAGACGAUUGCCAGAGUUUUGCGGUUAGAUUUGUAACCGAAACGUUCCAAAGCUCGAGAUAGGAUCCGGUCGGACAGAUGUCGGCCUACGAUAACGUCGUCAUUGGAAAAUUGAAGCUGAAGGGCAAAGCAUUGGAUGUCAAGGCCGGUGGGAUUAAGAAGAAGAAGAAGAAGCAGCGCGGUAAGAGUCACAAUCAGUUGGCUCUGAUCAAUCAAGGCGGAAUUACAUUAUCCAGCAUGGUUGAGGCUGAUAAAGAUGGUAGCAAUGAUCAAGCUGCUUCAUUUGAUGAUGCUCUAACACCAGCUGAGAGGCGAUUUCUCCAGCAGACUGAAAAACUGGAGCUACAAAGGCUGGCAAAAAUGGCAGGCAAGUCACAUCGUGAUCGGAUUCAGGAAUUCAAUCUGUAUCUGGCCAAUCUAAGUGAGCACUACGAUAUUCCCAAAGUGGGGCCUGGCUAGACCCCCUUGUAAUCGUCCUUCUCAUUCAUUUCUGUUUGUAUUGCUUGAUUAAACUUGACGCGAUCUUGAUUUAAAAUCCGACUGAACUCCACCAAUGUGUUGGAUGUAGUUCAGAGCUGAAAUGGACUGAAGAAAACGUUUUGCAAUAAUGUUGUCAACGUUUAAUGACGUAAAA